GAUCUUUUCAUCUAUCAUUCGGUCUCAAUCAAUUGCCAGGACCAAGCGAUCGCACUCAAAAUGGAUGUUUAUGGCACAGCGGUAACGGCCAUCACGCAAGCCUACCAAGUAACCGUUUUUAUCCAAGGCGUUAUCUCCGACAUCAAGUCCUUCGAUGAGGACCGAGCACAAGUCCGCCUGAAGUUGAACGUGCAGCUCUCGACCCUGCUCUUUUUCCGUCGCAUUUUUGUUCAUCCAGAUCAUGGCCUACUCCUGCCGGGCAAACUCGACCCUUUCAUUGCACAGACCAUCGAGGGCCUGCUUGUUCAAAUGCGCAAGACAUUGACUGAGUAUGAGCUUGUGGCUGUCAAGUAUGGCCUUGUCAUGGGCGAUGAUGAGGAUGAAGGAUUAGAAAAACCCGAGCAGGUCAAGGAAUCACUCCUGCACCGCAUCAAGAUCAAAGCCAUGUCCCUGAAGUUGAAGGGCUACGAUUGGUCGUUGUUCGACAAGAAACGGCUGCACAAGAUACUCGAAGCCUACACCGACUGGUCAGCCGACUUGCGCAAUUUGAUGCAGCAUCUGUCCCAGGACACGCUGUCCAGGGUAGUGGAUGAGAACGAUCAGGGCCUGAAGGCGACCGGGCUGGAACCCGUGAUCAAGCGGCGAAAAUUGGUCGAAGCGCAUGCCCCGGCCGACUUUCAAAGCUUGGAAGGCCAAGUCAGUGAGGAAGGUAAUGUGUCGGGCGGCUAUCAGCUGGGACGCUGGACGCCAUCCGGCUCAACAUCCGGCACGACGGUGGUUAUAGAAUUUCAUGAGUAUGAAGGCAUGUUAAAAGGUGGUGAUCUGGAGCCCGAUGAGAUCGAAGAGUUGAAGGAGCCCAUUCGCAAUCUAGCUUGGCUUCUGAAAAACAGCACCUUCAAUAGCCACAAGUCCUCCGAGGCUGAAGCAGGGUUGGAGCCACCUCAGAUUUAUGCGAUGGAGUGUCUAGGGUUCAUCGACCAACCGGAAGAGGAGCGCAACGUCUUCCUCUAUAAGCUUCCAACGUCCGACGAGGUGGAUCAGUAUCAAGACACAGCAGCGACAUCGAAACUCACCACCCUCCAUAGCUUUAUCAACGCCGUAGAUCGGGAGAACAAACGACCACUGAAACGGCCAUCCUUGAAUGAUAGGUUCAGCAUGGCGCAUUGCCUCGCAGUGACCCUGCUGAAUGUUCAUGCCUCGAAGUGGGUUCACAAGAAUGUCUGGAGCAAAGGAAUCCUCUUGUUUUUGCAGACUCCAGCAGGCGUCCGCGCCUCGGGUCUUCAGGCGCACCGACUGUCAAACACCCCGAAGUCUCAAGAACGAAUCCUCGCAUACCUGAGUGACUGGGGCUACGCACGGUCCGAGCAACAGGGCACGGACAUGCGUGGGGACUUCGAGCCCGAAGCGAACCUCUACCGUCAUCCUGAACGGCAGGGAAAGCCCACCCGACAGUUUCAACGGCGCCAUGACAUUUACGCCUUGGGUGUAGUGCUGUUAGAGAUCGGUCUUUGGGUGACAUUGUCUCGAUUGAUGGAGCCCAAAAUCCGCGACGCAGAAAAGACCGGACGACUACCAAGGCCUAAAAAGGUCGCCUCGGAUUUGACUGCGCUAGCCCAGCAGAAUCUGCCAAAGGAGAUGGGCGACGGUUAUGCCCAGGCCACGAUAGAUUGUCUGACAGGAAAUUUCCGCGACGGAGAUGCAGGGCUUGCCUUGGACUUUCAAGAGAAGGUGGUGAAUGUGCUGGCUCAGGGAAUAAAUCUGUAAAUCGUUC
Messenger RNA from Aspergillus brunneoviolaceus CBS 621.78, 1771 nucleotides. RefSeq lists its product as uncharacterized. NCBI's taxonomy places the organism in Eukaryota, Fungi, Ascomycota, Eurotiomycetes, Eurotiales, Aspergillaceae. The coding region runs from base 61 to 1764 and encodes 567 amino acids. Gene Ontology annotation, molecular function: ATP binding; protein kinase activity. The record is from RefSeq and is a predicted model, not a curated record. Gene Ontology annotation, biological process: protein phosphorylation. The transcript has a single exon.